AUGAACUACACUUCUGCCCAGAUUGCUCGCAGCGACAGUGUGGCUGCUCAGCAGUCCUGGGAGCUCGAGAACGCGAUAAGCAUCUUCGAUCCGCAACGCGAUAGCCUCUACCAAUAUGACGAACACAUGCAAAAAGUCUUCAAUGACGCACGACCGUGGGCGUCGAACCCGCACUAUUUCAAAUCAGUACGGAUCUCCGCGACAGCGCUGCUAAAAAUGGUGAUGCACGCGCGGUCGGGUGGUUCAAUGGAAGUCAUGGGCCUAAUGCAAGGCUACAUCAUGCCGGAGACAUUCGUGGUGACAGACGCAUUCCGACUGCCAGUCGAGGGCACAGAGACACGGGUCAACGCCCAGGACGAGGCCAACGAGUACAUGGUGUCAUACCUGCAGUCGUGCCGGGAUGCGGGCCGACAGGAAAACGCCGUCGGAUGGUACCACAGCCACCCGGGGUACGGGUGCUGGUUGAGCGGGAUCGACGUGGCGACGCAGCAGACGCAGCAGAUGACGGGCCCGUUCGUGGCGGUGGUCAUCGACCCGGAACGCACCAUCUCGGCGGGCCGAGUGGAGAUCGGCGCAUUCCGCACCUUCCCGCUCGACUAUACCCCGCCCAAGGAGGGCCACGAGGACGACGAGUACCAGACCAUUCCGCUUGGCAAGGCUGAGGAUUUCGGCGCCCACGCUAACCAAUACUAUUCCCUUGACGUCUCGCACUUCAAAAGUACCCUCGACACCGACCUCCUCUCGCGCCUCUGGAACAAGUACUGGGUUGCGACUCUCAGCCAGAGCCCGUUGUUCACCUCGCGCGACUAUGGCAGCAAGCAGAUGAUGGAUCUCAGUGAAAAGGUGCGCAAGGCUACGCGCGGCCUUGACAAUUACGGCCCCCGCGGCGGCGGAACUACCUCCAAGGACCAGCAGCUGGAUAAGGUCGUCCGCGGCGGAGAACGCAUCGUGUCCGAGGAAGUCAAGGGCCUCCUGGCCUCGGAGGUGAAGAUGAAGCUCUUUCAAGGCAUCGGUGACCAGUCCUCGUCCGCAACAUAA
Molecule: messenger RNA, 1038 nt
Organism: Penicillium alfredii
Lineage: Eukaryota; Fungi; Ascomycota; Eurotiomycetes; Eurotiales; Aspergillaceae
Product: Mov34/MPN/PAD-1 family protein
Exons: 3
Coding region: 1-1038 (345 amino acids)
Biological process (GO): protein deneddylation
Cellular component (GO): cytoplasm; COP9 signalosome
Molecular function (GO): protein binding; metallopeptidase activity; deNEDDylase activity
Source: RefSeq, a predicted model, not a curated record